Molecule: messenger RNA, 1662 nt
Organism: Ambispora gerdemannii
Lineage: Eukaryota; Fungi; Glomeromycota; Glomeromycetes; Archaeosporales; Ambisporaceae
Source: the annotation of a GenBank genome assembly
AUGAAUGAUUCUUCGUCAUUACCAAAUCAAAAUGCAUUAAUGUUUGAAGAAAACGAAGAAGUACUCUGUUUUCAAGGAUCCUUACUUUAUAAAGCUAAAAUCUUAAAAUCGGAAAAAUGUCAAACAGUGGAUGUUUUGGGAUCAAGUGUGGAAAGUUCAUACUAUCUUUUACAAUUUAUAGAAAGCAAUUCUAGUAUUAAAGAUGAAUGGGUUGUCAGCAGUAGAAUUUUAAAGUUGACAAGUGAGAACCUUCAAAAGCAAAUCCAACUUCAUGAGAAAUUUAUUCAGUCAAUAGAGAAUAAUACUUUUAUAUCGAAAGAAGAAUUGAUAAAAGAAUCAAUGAAUCGAUUCUCAAACAGCCAAAUUAAUAGAAAUGAUAGUUUAUUCGGUAAUUCAGCAUCAAAAAUUCAAAGGGAUAAUUCCGAAUUGAAAGUCGAGUUAACCAAAAAUGAUUCCAGCACGGAUAAUAAUGAAACGAAUAUCAUGAGGGAAACUCAAGCUUCGCUAAAUAACAAUGAUAAGGAAAGUGAAACUUUGAAUUCGGAAUUUAAAGAGAAAGAUGGAAUUUUACCACUCGAGGAGUUUUCAUUCGACGAGUUAAAUGAAUUAUACAAUAAUGAUUACGAAGAAUAUUCAGACUCUAAAUCAUCUUCGCAGGAAGAGCUGAAAGAGCAAGAGGAGUCUUCUUGUACGGAUAAUGAGUCAGAUGUGUCAGAUGCUCAUUUUGAAUUUCCUGAAUUUCUCAUGCACAAACUUUGUGAAGAUCGUGAAAAUGUCGUAAAACACGACAAAUUUAUCUCAACUCCGCGGGAAAUUACGGUUAAGCAAAUUCUAGAGCGAUGGAUCAUCUAUCAAAAAGUAGAAGAUGGCUUUGGUAGCUCAAUAAUACGUGAUAAUGCUAAUGUUCAACAUGACGCCAUCAAUAUUGACAUUCCUCACGAUGAUGAUAAUGAUGAGUCUGAUGAAUCGACUUCCGAUUUCGAUUCAGAAAUAAAAGAUAUUUACUCAGAGAUGGCUGAAGGUCUCAUGGAACAUUUCGAUCGUGUAUUGAUUCGCAACUUAUUGUACACUAAUGAGCAACCAAUUUCACAUCAAAAUUUAAAGUUUUCAGAAAUCUAUGGUGCUGAACAUUUACUUCGAUUAUUAUAUCAGUUGCCUUCUUUCUUGGAAUUGAUGAAAUUGACACAACACGCAAUCAAAGAAUUAAAUUACCGAUGCACUCAAAUCAUGGAUUUUUUGAUCAAGAAUGCCAAUGAAUUUUUCACCACUUCAUCGUCGACAAAAACAAGGAAAUUCAAAGAUCUCUCAAAGAACGCCGAAACUAGAACUACAAUGAGAAAAACAAGAGAAACAAGAAAUCCAGUGAAAAGGAAAAGACGAAAAGUUACAACGAAAAAACCAAAGCUAACAGAACGUGUGGCGAAAAGAUCAACGGCCACCACAAAAAAAGAAACAGAACCUUCUCCGAAAAAACCAAAGAUUAAUAUCGUCUUAGAAGACUAUAUUUGUGAAAAUUGUGUAACGACGUUCUCCACACAGUGGCGAUUAGGUCUAAACGGAGAAAGACUGUGUAAUGCUUGUUGUGUCUAUGAAAGACGGCACGGAAAACCUCGCCCUUACAGAACCGCAUAUAAAGCAAGAAAAUCAAAGAACAAGCGAUAA